Messenger RNA from Leptomonas pyrrhocoris, 2794 nucleotides. RefSeq names its product putative Atp-dependent DEAD/H RNA helicase. Gene Ontology annotation, molecular function: nucleic acid binding; ATP binding. Lineage: Eukaryota; Euglenozoa; Kinetoplastea; Trypanosomatida; Trypanosomatidae. The coding region runs from base 389 to 2794 and encodes 801 amino acids. The transcript has a single exon. The record is from RefSeq and is a predicted model, not a curated record.
GUGGCGCAGCAGCGCUUCUGCAGUAUUUGGUAGCACACGAGGCGACAAAUUUUUGCGUUGAGUGCACACGUACACGGUCGAGAAGUCGUGGACCGUAACAGCAUUCAUCAGCAUUGCCUCCGGUCAUCUCUUAGUUUCUUAAUCUAAUACCUGCUCCUUCUUAAUACUCCCAAUGUCCAAACGUGCGCGCGGCGACGGCACCGGUGCGAAGACGGCGGAGGCAUCAGACGAGGCACCCACAGUGACAAAUGCAGGCGCGAUUGACAGCCUCGGCGACGGCGACGGGGAUUUAGCGAGCGCCUUCGACCCUCUCGGCGACGCAUCGUCUCUCAGCAGCGCCACGGCGUCGUCGUCUGCGGACAACGACAGCGACACGGAGGACGCCUCGAUGCGUCUGCUGCUCUACGCGAAGGCCACGGCGGCCACCACCAAGGCACACGCGACCUCCUCAGCGGAUGCGUCGGCCGCCGCAUCCUUUCUGAGGAAUAGUGGCAGCAGCAGCAGCAACAGCAACGGCGCCACGAAGGCGGCGAGCAACGCCGUCACCGCAUUGGUCGCCUUCAACGCGGAACUUCUGAAGCCGGUGACGGAGUCGUCCGCCCUUACGGUUGUGAACGCCGAGGACGAAACGGAGGACGUGCUCGCCAGGAUUGUGUCUCGCAAGGUCCCCCCACCGGCCCCCGGUGACACGAAGAAGCUGCGCCAGCUGACCUACGUGAACCACAGCGAGAUGCAAUACAUUCCCAUCCGCAAAGACUUCUACGUGGUGCCGCCGGACAUGAAGGACCUGACGCCGGAGGAGAUGCGAGUGCUGUUGCGUGAGCUGGACGGUGCGAAGGUGCAGGGGCAGGACCUCCCCCGACCGCUGCGCAGCUGGCACGGCACGGGGCUGCCCGACAAGGUGUUGGAGGUGUUGGAGCGGCACGAGUACAAAGCCCCGUUUGCGGUGCAAUCACUCGGUGCGCCGGCGCUGAUGAGCGGGCGUGAUCUACUGAUUACGGCCAAGACAGGCUCUGGCAAGACGCUCUGUUACGCGCUGCCCAUCAUUCGUCACUGCGCCGACCAGCCGCGGUGUGAGAAAGGGAAGGGCCCGAUAGGAUUGGUUCUGGUGCCGACGCAAGAGUUGGCGGUACAGGUCUUCACCUUGCUGGAGGAGUUGGGCGACGCCUGCGGUCUGCGAUGCGUCGCCUCGUACGGCAGCACCCCUCUUUCGGAUAACAUCCGUCACGUCAAAGCGGGCUGCGAAUUGAUGGUAGCGACGCCGGGUCGUCUGCUUGAUUUACUCACGGUGAACGGCGGCAAGACGAUGACGCUGUCACGCGUCUCUUUCGUGGUGGUGGACGAGGCUGACCGCCUCUUUGACAGCGGCUUCAUGGAGCACGUCACCGCUUUUCUGAAGAACAUCCGCCCCGAUCGAGUGGUGGGGAUGAUCAGCGCCACGAUGCCGAAGGAGCUGCGCAACUCUGUCAUGCAGCACCUGCGCCACCCCGUCAUCAUCUCGGUCGGCGGCAAGCCGACUCCGGCAUCCAACGUGGAGCAGCAGUUCUUCUUCUUUGACGAGGAGGUGUACGAUGCGAGUAAGGACAAGACGGAGAUGACACCGCGACUGGUGCGGCUGCUCGCGCUGCUCGGCGAGGAAGGCGGUGACGGCCAGAACUUGAUUCUCGUCUUCACGCAGCGCAAGGAGGAGGUGGACGAGUUGGUGGGACAGCUCACCACGCUGGGCUACGCAAACCGCGUGGCGUCGCUGUACAGCGGCAUGGACCCGAUUGACCGCGAGUUUGCGCUCGAGCACUUUGCGCCGGGCAAGCAGUUCAUUCUGAUUGCGACCGCGGUGGCAGAGCGUGGGCUGGACAUUCCGUACCUCGGCCUCGUCGUCAACUACCGGCUACCGAACCACUACGAGGCCUACGUGCACCGCAUCGGACGCACCGGCCGCGCCGGUCGCAGCGGCCGCGCCGUGAGCUUAUUCACUCGCGGCAAGGACGACGACAUAGCACCGGAGCUAGUGGAGGGGCUGGAGCGGGCGGAGCAGCACAUCCCGGAGGAGCUCUACGAAGUGGCUGAGCGUGUGCGCACGCUGCGCAAGUCGGGUGAGGCGCGGUACAACAGCGGCUUCUUUCGCGGCUACCGCGACGCCAAGGCGCAGCGGUUCACCGACCGCAGUCAGAAGCAGCAGAUGCGCGAGGCAGCCCGGGCCGCCGGCUACGAGGAGUUCCUCAGCUCCUCGUCCUCCUCGGACAACGACUCCGACGUGGAGAGCGACGAGAACGCGGACAUCACCGCGGUGCCGGUGCAGUCGCAGUCGCAGGUGGCGGCGGAAGAGGCGGCGGCGAGGAACGCCAUGGCGCUCACGCUGCACCGCGGCGCGACCGCGAGUGCACUGACGCUCUCCUCGGCGCAGGAAGACCGCAUCGCCAAGGCCCUCAAGUUCGCGGAGAAGACGACGGCGGCGGCCACCGUCUCUGCGGACGACGUGACGGCGGUGCGCUUCCAGAGCGAGUACCCGAUCAACGACCUGCCAGACGUGGUGCGGGGCAAACUGCAGGGCGGCUCCUUCAUGAAGUCCGUAGGCGAGGAGACGGAGACGUCGCUGGUGCGCAAAGGAGUGUACUUUGACCCCCGGUACAAGCACUCGCGUCGCAUGAAGGAAGGAGAGCGGCCACUUUAUUUGCUGAUUGUGGGUAAGUCGAUGGAGGCGGUGCGAGCUGCGCGGAACAAGUUGGAUGAGAUGAAGGCGGAGCUGCUGAGCAAGCAAACCAAGACAGGCUCCGUGACCGGCGCCUCUCUGUAG